Glossina fuscipes is the source of this 1503-nucleotide messenger RNA. RefSeq names its product eukaryotic translation initiation factor 4B (gene eIF4B). Lineage: Eukaryota; Metazoa; Arthropoda; Insecta; Diptera; Glossinidae. The transcript is spliced from 5 exons. The coding region runs from base 114 to 1463 and encodes 449 amino acids. Gene Ontology annotation, molecular function: RNA binding. The record is from RefSeq and is a predicted model, not a curated record.
CGACUUUGCGUUAAUCUGGUAUUUCCUUACUACUAUAUUGAAGUUUUUGUAGACGUGGUUUUCGAGUUUUAGAAGUUUGCUUCCGCUAAUAAAUUAUUAUAAAGUGUUAUAAAAUGUCUUCAUCAGGUAAAAAAGGAAAAAAGAAGGGCACUGUUAUAUCUCUUCAAUCAUUUUUAUCAAAUGGUGACGCUCCGGUCGGUACGACGCAAGUAGCGAAGAAGAUCCGGAACUUCGAUGCAGAAGAUAGUGACGACGGCACAACUGCUUUACCACUAGUUUAUCAACUUCCGACAGCCCCAAGAGCAAGUCGGAUUUUUGACGAUGGCGCUAUCCCGCACAAACCGCCAUAUAUAGCAUAUCUAACAAAUUUGCCAUUCGAUAUAAGUGAGGAUGAUAUAUAUGAGUAUCUAAAUUCGUAUACCAUAUUGUCCGUACGGUUGCCUCGUGAGGACAGUGAAUCCGGACGAGUAAGAGGAUUUGGCUACGUCGAACUAGAAACAAGAGAUGAUUUAAUUCAAGUUUUAAGUUUGCCUGACCCUUCCAUAAAAGGGCGUCGAGUGCGAAUAGAUUUGUCUAAUGAAACUGAGCAACACAACAAAGGACCGAAAGGAAGCAGGCGUGGCUUUGAUAACAGCGGUCAUUACGCGGAAAGUAAGGAAUCUAAUAACUGGAGAAGAGAUAAUAACGAUUCUAAUAAUCUUAGUAAUAAUUUCGACCGGAGUUUUAAAGAUAAAAAACUUAAUGCAGACAUUAAUAAUCCCGGCUCAUGGAGAGCAGGCAACCGUUCCAAUAUUCCAGACGUUUCACCGAAAAGACAAUCCUCCAAAGCCUUAUCGUUAAUGGAAGAAUCUGUGCAAGAAAGACCAAAAUUAAAUUUGAAACCGCGUACACUGCCUCUUCCAGAAAUUGUGGCGCAGCCAGACGCUGAAUUCGAGCUAAAGCCUUCAAACAAAUCCGAAAAUUUUAUCAAACCAUGCGGAGUAUCUUCUGAAAAAGUUUUCGGUUCAGCGAAACCUGUUGAUACCACGGCAAGAGAUAUGGAAAUUGAGGAACGGUUAGCAGAAUACAGAAAAAAAGAAAUUUUGCAACACGAUGCUGACGUAUGCGAAAAGAUAAAGGAACUCAAACUUGAAAAGCUUGAUAAGGAAAAUUCUAACUCGGAGACUAAUUGGCGCCAUAAAGGAGAUACAAAUAGGAAUGUCGACAAUAAAGACAACCGAAGAGAAUACAGGGAAUCAAACAAUUACAAUAAGGGAAAUGGAAAAAUUGAAAGGUCGGAAAUGAAGAAAGGAACAAAGGUUGCUAAGAAUCAAGCUCGCGAUGGAAAACAGAAAGAUGAGAGCAGAAAUAAACGUGAGCUUAAGACAGAUCGUCCUCUUCCCAAGCACGCAUUAAAUCAAUCUGGACCAAUACUACAAUCGUCGAACAUGUACUCAGGACUUGAUGAGGAAACAUCGGAAUGAAGAAAUAAUUUAAAUCUUAAAAACUAACUUUUGAUGAUUC